UGACUCUGUUCAGCCAUUUUAAAAUCCGCCGAGUUGGGCAUCUCUUCCUCUCUGGUUAAUAUCUAUCUUUGUGUGGCUGUCUGACUCCGGUCGGCCAUUUUGUGUAGGUUAUUCGACGUCGGUUUUACUAGCUAGCACACCAGGCCGAAGACUUCCAAGAAACUGAACAAAAAAAAAAAAAGCCGUUUUUACAACAAAACAUCGUUCAAUAAUGGGUCCACCAGGAGACAACCUUGAUCGUGUGUCCUCUGAAAGAACGGAGGAUUUAAGUUGGUUUGUCAAUUUAUCUUGACAUGGCAUGUAAAGGUUAGUUUGGUGGUUGUGACGACUGAAGAAAAAGUACGGAGAAAAGAAAACAACAAAAAUCCCAAACGCAGAUAAAAUAGCUAACACCUCAAAUUCAGCGUGUGAAAAGAGAUUUGUUUGACUACGUUUGUUGUCUCGACGGGAAUCCUAAACAUCAUGAUGAUAUUGAAGGAAAUUGUCAUUUAAUUAAAAAAAAAAAAUGACAGGACACGAACAGUUAAACCAAGCCAACCGUACCGACAUUAAUAAAUAGCAAACCGGACAGUAAAAGUCGUUGGAAAUGUAAAAUGGAAGAUAACCGUCAGCUAACUAGCUAACCGCACGAAAUAUAGGCCUCAAUUACACCAAGUAACAAAACACAUAUGAUGUAGCUAGCUAGUUAAUCCACUAACUAGUUAGUGUUUUGAAGUGUAUACUGCUUAGCUAGCUCAUGUUAGCUAAUCAGCUAAAAAAAAGGAACUAAAAAUUACUCCCCGUCCGUCACUAUGAGUAUCGACAAUGGAAGUAAACAAGGCCGUGGGACAGUUCAAUGGUCGUAAAACCCGACAUGUCAAACUGCUUGGUAAACGUCAAUGUUGUAACCUCAACCUGGUGCCAACAUCUGCUAUCCAACGUUUACUUUUUCCCCCACGAUGGUUGUCUGUAAAACCCCCAGUCUUGUCGGUGUAACUCUUCGGAUAAAUGAACACAAACCGCGGCAGUCAUGGACGAAGCGUUGACUUUGAGAAGACGAGAGGAUAUUGUCUUGUUAGUUUUGAGUCGUAGCCUUGUAUUUCACUAGUGUCGGUAUGGGUUUUUUUUAGGGGGGAAAUAGCUAUCCUUUCUGUUUAAGUAGUUGUUGUCAGUAACGUAAAAGGAAAAAGGUGCACCUAAAUACGAUUUGUUCAUGUUAUCACUAAUGUGUUGAAUUCAAGUUUAAUUUGGCCUGUAUUCGAAUGUCAUGUUUUUAAUCACAUGGCUUCUUCAGUAAUUAAUCAAACAAAUGUAGCGAACUAUUGAUUAAGAAACCCUCCCCCACACACACACACACACUUUCGUAUAAUCCAUUUAAAUAAAUACAAAUGACAUAGUUUGAUAUUUAAUAAAUUCCUCCUUCAGUUAGUAGGUAUUUCUAAAGAGAUGGUUUAGAAUUAUUUGAUUUCUAGAUUCUGUAAAGGGGGGUAGUAGCUACAUCUGAAAAGUAAAUAGACAACUCGAAAGUAUAGGCAAAAUAUUCUGUAAAAGAGAAGACACUAGCAUCAAAAUCUAAUAAUGGGGGACCCAAUCUCGAGAAGAAACCAAACUAGGAAUCGACUCCGUGCUCAGAUUCAGAAGAAAAGGGAAUCAUUGGCUGACCAGUUUGACUUCAAGAUCUACAUAGCCUUUGUUUUCAAAGACAAGAAGAAGAAGUCAGCUCUGUUCGAGGUAGCUGAAGUGCUACCGGUGAUGACCAACAACUAUGAAGAGAAUAUCCUGAAAGGUGUACAGGAUUCCAGCUAUUCCCUCCAGAGUUCCAUGGAACUUAUGCAGAAAGAUGUUGUGCAGUUGCACGCACCACGUUACCAAUCCAUGCGCAGGGAUGUCAUAGGAUGCACCCAGGAGAUGGACUUCAUCCUGUGGCCGCGUAACGACAUCGAGAAGAUAGUCUGUCUCUUGUUCUCCAGAUGGAAGGGGGCUGAGAACGAACCCUUCAGGCCUGUUCAGGCCAAGUUUGAGUUUCAUCACGGAGACUACGAGAAGCAGUUGUUGCACGCUGUCGGCAGGAGGGACAAGGCUGGAAUGGUUAUGAACAACCCGACUCAGUCAGUCUUCCUCUUUAUGGACCGACAGCACUUACAGACUCCUAAAACCAAGGCUACAGUUUUUAAGUUGUGCAGCCUUUGCCUCUACCUGCCCCAGGACCAGCUAACGUGCUGGGGCGUUGGUGACAUCGAAGACCAUCUCCUCCCGUACAUGCCUGACUAGGGCCCAGCCGGCCCUCCAUGGCCUCCACAACACAAGGAAGAUUUAACCCACAAGCCACUGAAACAAGUUGAUCUCUCUCUCUCUCUCUCUCUCUCUCUCUCUCUCUCUCUCUCUCUCUCUCCGCCCACCCACCACAGUUUCUUCUUCUGAAUUGAACUGGUGCUUGGAUAUCCCGUUUUGUUGUCAAACACUUGUUCAUUCAUUAAUUUCCGUCCUCCUGAAGCAUAUUUGUUUUUCCUUACCAAGCUUCCUCUUCCUACCAGUUUUGGCUUGGUUUUCCCUCUUUUUUUUAUCCCUCCAUUUUGUUUAUUUUGAACCUGCACAAACAUUGAUUUUGAGUGGUUGGUUAUUCCCCUGGAGCUGCACUGUCAACGACACAGACCAGUCCAGUCACUGAAGGAACUGUUUAUGUUGCUACCAAGCAGGAACAAAGCCACACAGGCUUUCAUGACGUUCAGUCUCUGCUGGACACAUUGUAACUCAUGUCAUAAGAUUUGUAAAAGCUUCUGUCAUUUCAAAAGAUGUGUUUUAAAAGACGGGGGAAAGAUGCCCAUUCUAGAACGAUUAGCUACAAUCUAUGAUGACAGGUGAGGUUUUGUUAAAACGUCUCCCUUUAAAGAUAAAUGGUGAACAGUUUUUCAAAAAUCAUUUGGUAUUUGCUUCUUUGUUUUCCUUUUAAGCCUCCUUUGUUUGAAGCUGUGUUUUUUUUAUUUUUUAUUAUAUAUAUAUAUUUUUUGGGGGGCUGUCAUUUGCAUUCCUGUGAAAUAUGGCGGGUAGAUAAUUUUGGUAAGAGCUGGAGUAUAGAUGAUAACUGUUGGGAGGGAGUUUUGAGACCGGUGUUGUGAAUCGCAUGGUGCGGACAGACACACAGUGUCGAUGUUGGUUAGAUGCUGAAGCUUGUUACCAUGCAAGCCAUUCAUGCUACUGAAAUCUCAUGUUUUUUUUUUUUUGUUUUGUUGUUUGUUCCCCAAGUGGGUUGGCAAGGGUGAAUGUUGGAACUAAUGUUAAAAAGAUAAUGUACCUAACAAUGGAAAGCUUGUUGAGUUGAAAUGAAUGUGAUCGCCAGAUUUAUGUUCCUAAAUUUGACCAACAAAGCUAUCCUAAAAGUACUAAUUGAUGCGGUGCUUAUAAAAUGGGUGUGUUUUUAUUUUUAUUUUGCAAGCUUGUUCUGCUGGGGGAAAUAAGGCACAGUUGGUAAUUUUAAUUUAGGUUUUUCUUUUGAUUCAAUGCGUCCUCCCGAAGGCGGGGUCGACCCCCGGCGUCCCCCCCGAGUUUAUUCUUUUAUUUUGAAAUUAAUCUAGAAAACAACACUGCUGAACAUAUCCCAAUACAAUGCCAACUUAAAAGUA
Molecule: messenger RNA, 3599 nt
Organism: Salmo salar (Atlantic salmon)
Lineage: Eukaryota; Metazoa; Chordata; Actinopteri; Salmoniformes; Salmonidae
Source: RefSeq, a predicted model, not a curated record